This is a messenger RNA of Mercurialis annua (annual mercury), 3677 nucleotides long. RefSeq names its product ubiquitin-activating enzyme E1 1-like. Bases 203 to 3505 code for a protein of 1100 amino acids. Lineage: Eukaryota; Viridiplantae; Streptophyta; Magnoliopsida; Malpighiales; Euphorbiaceae. The record is from RefSeq and is a predicted model, not a curated record. The transcript has 7 exons. Gene Ontology annotation, biological process: protein ubiquitination; ubiquitin-dependent protein catabolic process; DNA damage response. Gene Ontology annotation, cellular component: nucleus; cytoplasm. Gene Ontology annotation, molecular function: ubiquitin activating enzyme activity.
CUCUCUCUCCUCCAUCUGUACUGCGUCUCCCGCACUACACAUGAAAUGAACCCCCACACCCGCACACCGACCCGAUUCCCAUCUCACCAUUUAUAAAUCUCCCCAUCUUUACCUGAUCCACCCAAACCCUAAAACCCGAAUCCAUUUCCGCUCUCUCCGAUCGCUUCCUUACUUUUCUUGUUCCACUCGUUCGCCGCACUAUAUGCUUCCUAGCAAGAGAGGUGGUGGAGGAGAGGUUGUUGUUGAAGGAAAACAAGAACACGAACCGAAGCCAAUCCGAACCGGUAGCUCCACCGAUUCUCUCCAUAAAAAACCGCGCCUCCUCUCCGAUUGUGGUUCCGAUUUGAUUGCGACGGCGACCGGCGCUUUUGUAACCACGGGGAACGCUAAGAGUACUGCUGUCAACAACAACAGCAGCGGUGAUAAGGCUGUUGAAUCGUCGCCGAUCAUGACUUUAGGUAACGGAAAACCUAUGGACAUUGAUGAGGAUCUCCACAGCCGUCAGCUUGCCGUAUACGGCCGUGAGACUAUGCGGAAACUCUUCGCGUCGAAUAUUCUCGUUUCGGGGAUUCAAGGCCUCGGUGUUGAGAUUGCUAAGAAUCUGGUACUGGCUGGUGUGAAGUCAGUGACCUUGCAUGAUGUUGGAGCUGUUGAGCUAUGGGAUUUAUCGAGUAAUUUUGUGUUUACCGAAGACGAUGUCGGGAAGAAUCGAGCCCUUGCUGCGGUUCAGAAGCUACAAGAAUUGAAUAACGCUGUUGUUAUUUCUACUUUAACUUCUGAAUUGACUAAGGAGUCACUCUCUAAUUUUCAGGCUGUCGUAUUCACUGAGAUCAGCUUAGAGAAAGCAGUUGAAUUUGAUGAUUACUGUCACAAUCAUCAGCCUCCGAUUGCCUUCAUCAAAUCUGAAGUACGGGGACUUUUUGGUAGUGUAUUUUGUGACUUUGGUCCUGAAUUUAUGGUCCUUGAUGUUGAUGGUGAGGACCCGCAUACAGGCAUAAUUGCCUCCAUCAGCAAUGAUAAUCCUGCUCUUGUGGGUUGUGUUGAUGACGAGAGGCUCGAGUUUCAGGAUGGAGAUUUGGUUGUCUUCUCUGAAGUUCAAGGAAUGACAGAACUGAAUGAUGGAAAGCCAAGAAAGGUCAAGAAUGCAAGGCCCUACUCAUUCCAAAUUGAUGAAGACACAACAAACUGUGGUGCAUAUAUGAGAGGUGGUAUUGUGACACAAGUGAAGGAACAUAAGGCGUUGAACUUCAAGACAUUGCGGGAGGCACUAAAGGAUCCAGGGGAUUUCCUUCUCAGUGACUUCUCCAAGUUUGAUCGUCCACCACUCUUGCACUUGGCUUUUCAGGCCCUGGACAAAUUUAUUUCAGAGUUGGGACGCUUUCCUGUAGCUGGAUCGGAGGAGGAAGCUCAAAAAUUUAUUUCUUUGCUUAUCAGCAUCAAUGAUAGCUCGGCAGAUGGGAGGCUUGAAGAGAUUGAUCAUAAACUUCUUCGUCAUUUUGCAUUUGGUGCUAAGGCUGUGCUGAAUCCCAUGGCAGCUAUGUUUGGUGGCAUUGUUGGACAGGAAGUUGUGAAGGCUUGCUCUGGGAAAUUCCAUCCACUUCAUCAGUUUUUCUACUUUGACUCAGUCGAGUCCCUUCCAUCAGAGCCUUUGGAUCCUGAAGACUUGAAGCCGUUAAAUAGCCGAUAUGAUGCACAAAUAUCAGUCUUUGGAUCCAAGCUUCAAAAAAAACUUGCAGAUGCUAGCAUUUUUAUGGUUGGAUCUGGCGCCCUGGGGUGCGAAUUCUUGAAGAAUUUAGCCUUGAUGGGGGUCUCUUGUGGUCAGAAAGGAAAGCUGACCAUUACAGACGAUGAUGUUAUUGAAAAGAGUAACCUUAGCAGGCAGUUUCUCUUCCGAGACUGGAACAUUGGACAGGCCAAAUCAACUGUUGCUGCUUCAGCUGCUGCAGUGAUUAAUCCUCAUCUCAAAAUUGAAGCUCUGCAGAACCGUGCUAGCCCUGAGACCGAGAAUGUAUUUGACGAUACCUUUUGGGAGAAUCUGAAUGUUGUUUUAAAUGCUCUGGAUAAUGUCAAUGCCAGGCUUUACAUUGAUUCAAGGUGCCUAUAUUUCCAGAAGCCCCUUCUGGAAUCAGGAACUCUAGGUGCUAAGUGCAACACUCAAAUGGUCAUUCCUCACCUGACUGAAAAUUACGGUGCCUCACGAGAUCCACCUGAAAAGCAAGCUCCUAUGUGCACAGUUCACUCAUUUCCGCACAAUAUAGAUCACUGCUUGACUUGGGCUCGAUCUGAGUUUGAGGGUUUGCUCGAGAAGACACCUGGUGAGGCCAACGCCUACUUGAACAACCCAAGGGAAUACAUGUCUGCAAUGAAAAAUGCUGGUGAUGCUCAGGCAAAAGACAACUUGGAGCGUGUUCUGGAGUGCCUUGACAAGGAGAGAUGCUUAGAAUUUCAAGACUGCAUCACUUGGGCUCGUCUUAAGUUUGAAGAUUAUUUUGGCAACCGUGUUAAGCAAUUGACAUUUACUUUUCCUGAGGAUGCAUUAACCAGUAGUGGAACGCCAUUCUGGUCUGCUCCAAAGCGUUUCCCCCGGGCACUCCAAUUUUCGGAUAAUGAUGUUAGUCACCUCCAAUUCGUUAUGGCAGCAUCCAUCCUCCGGGCAGAAACAUUUGGCAUACCCAUUCCUGAUUGGGUUAAGAAUCCUAAGAAGUUUGUCGAUGCUGUUGGCAAUGUGAUUGUCCCUGAUUUUCAGCCCAAGGAGAAUGUGAAGAUUGAAACUGAUGAAAAAGCUACAAGCCUCCCUGCUUCAUCAUUUGAUGAUGCAGCUGUAAUUGAUGAGCUGAUCAUGAAAUUAGAGAAAUGCCAUAAGCAGUUGUCCCCUGCUUUCAGGAUGAAUCCAAUUCAAUUUGAAAAGGAUGAUGACACAAAUUAUCAUAUGGACUUCAUAGCUGGACUUGCAAAUAUGAGGGCAAGAAAUUAUGGUAUCCCUGAAGUUGACAAGCUUAAGGCUAAAUUCAUUGCCGGUCGUAUCAUCCCAGCAAUCGCAACCUCAACUGCUAUGGCCACUGGUCUUGUUUGCUUGGAGCUCUACAAGGUUUUAGACGGCGGACACAAAGUGGAAGAUUACAGGAACAGCUUUGCCAACUUGGCACUACCUUUGUUCUCUAUGGCUGAGCCCGUGCCACCUAAGGUGAUCAAGCACCAAGACAUGCGGUGGACGGUGUGGGACAGGUGGAUUAUCCGAAACAAUCCGACAUUGCGAGAGCUUCUCGACUGGCUAAAAAACAAGGGCUUAAAUGCUUACAGCAUCUCUUAUGGCAGUUGUUUGCUCUUCAAUAGCAUGUUCCCUAGGCACAAAGAUCGCAUGGAUCGGAAGUUGGUUGACCUUGCUAGGGAAGUGGGCAAGGCUGAAUUACCUGCAUAUAGAAGACACUUUGAUGUUGUUGUUGCUUGCGAGGACGAUGAGGACGUUGACAUCGAUAUCCCUCAAAUUUCCAUUUACUUCAGGUAGGUCUUUUACCUCGAAAAGGAUAUUAGCAUUUCGUCUUUGGAUGGGAGAUGAGUGCUUUAGCAAUGUCUUUAGGUCUUAAGAGUUUUAGUUGAUAUAAUCCAAUGAAUGUGAUAUUUGUUUGUGAUCAUGACUAUUACCUAAUAUUAUAUACAAUCUGCACUAUUUAUCUCUA